Messenger RNA from Plasmodium vivax (malaria parasite P. vivax), 2217 nucleotides. RefSeq lists its product as hypothetical. NCBI's taxonomy places the organism in Eukaryota, Apicomplexa, Aconoidasida, Haemosporida, Plasmodiidae. Bases 1 to 2217 code for a protein of 738 amino acids. The transcript has a single exon. The record is from RefSeq and is a predicted model, not a curated record.
AUGAGCGAAAAGAAGGAAGGCGCCUUGCCCGACGAGGUGAAGGAGCUGCUGGAGUGUCUAAAGGAGGGGAGCCCAAAAUUUCAGCAGCACCUAGCGCAGCUGAAGGAGUAUCUGCAGAAGGACCGAAUAGCAAACACGAACGGGUUAGUGGAGUAUAUUCUGCAGAACAUACACGCACGGGAUUUUCAAAGAAACGCAUGCUUCUUCCUAGCAGAUGUAGUAGUGUACAUACAGAGCGUAAAUAAAAUUCCAAAGAAAUAUGAGCUGGACUGCGUAGACGCAGGGCUGACGUUACACAAUCACGAGGAGAGACAAAUAUGGGUCGAUGAGAGUUACAACGAGGUGUACCCUCACUAUAGAAUACUCAUUCAGGAUGAUAAGUUAAGAAGAUUCAACACGAAAGAUUAUAGAAAGGAUCUCAUAAGGACAUGCACGAAGAAUGUAAAUUACUUGCAAAUCAUGUACGUGCUUAGUAGGAAUGUAUCCCCACGAAAUGGCUACGUCUUGUUUAAUAACAUUUUGCAUAAAUCCGAAAUAAGCUAUCGGUAUAAGUUACUCUCCUUGGAGUACUUUGCUCAUGCAGUUAACAAAAUAGCCCUAGAAAGGGCAAAAUAUAUCGCCCAGAUGCUCCCCCUGGUGUUGGGGAAAUUCUACAGCCUAGAGGGAAAACCAUACUGCAAUGAUAAUGUAACCAGCAUAGAUGUGCUCAUCUCCAUGUGUAAAUUUGCUACUGUCCUGUGUGAUGAAUCGAUAAAGACGCAGGAGGAUGACAAGCAGGACGUGGCUCUACACUCCAUCAUAGCAUUCAUUAUGAAAGUCAUAAGCUACCAUCAUGCGGAACUGCCAAUCAAUAAAAACAUCGAGAGGAUGAUAAGAUACAUUCAUUACGACCAUCUGGAGUAUCCCAAAUGUGUAGAGAUUUAUUCCAAGCUAUCCUCAAAUGUAUAUCUAGAGAGGAGGGAAAAAAUGGUGAAGGAUUGCCUUUCAGCCCUCAUUUGGAGACUAAGCAUAAUUAAUACUAACAUCUCGCGCAUUUUAGAAAAUGUCAAUAUAUUAAUGCCCAAUGCAAAAGCUUGUGCUCUGGAAAAUUCUACCCUAGAAAUCUCCAUCCUUUGCUACCUCAUAUUUGUGGAAAAAAUAAAUGACUUUUGUUUCCCAAAAAUAUACUCAGAGUUAUAUCUCUUCAAUUUGAUGAUUCGAAAUAGCUACAAUUUACUUCUGUGCAUUCCGGAGGCAGAUGAGGAUGCUAAACAGAAUCUGUUAAUUAAGGCUUAUCACCUCAUCUGCCUUUGUGCCUUCCUAUCUAACGUUAUUCAGAGGAGAGAUGGAGCGGUGUUCUAUAAUAUUUAUAAUUUCAGAUGGAGACCCCUGGAAUUUUUACAAACUGUUCAUCGUACCAUUCAUGAUAAUAAGACUUUCAAAACGUAUUCCAAGACGGUCUACAACGCUGUGUGUAUCAUCAUGAGGAAUUUCAAAUGGGAUAUUUUGUACUCACUUUAUUAUAAGCUGCUGAAUGAGUCCCUCCCGGAUUACGCCAGGAGUUUAAUCGCCUCCUUCCUAAAGGACGAAAUGCACAAACAGAUGGUCCGUGUUGUUAAAAGGGUGGAAGCGACCAAACAGGAGUUCCAAAAAAAUGAAGACUUUGAAAAGUUGCUCAACCAGGCUGUCCAUACGCAGAGAAAUAAAUCGCCAACACAGGAUGCUGCCCCCCCCCUGGGGGAUACCACUCAGCUAGCCAAAAUAAAAGAAUUAGCUGAAGAAAUAAAUAAAUUGGGCGUGCAGGUAAAAAAUAUCAUCUACAUGCUUGUGAGCGAAGAGUCCGUGCUCCUCAACGUGGACGCCAUCACCGUCGUGCUGAACAUGAUCAAGAUGAUUCUGCUCAACAAAAAUUUGAAGCCCUUUUACCACUUCGUUGUGAAUGUGGAGCAACCCUCUGCUUGCUUUCUGCAGAGCAAAAUUAGACACUUCCACACCCAAAUUAAAUUGGAGAAGGCCAUACUGGAAAGGGAAAAGAAGGAAGACGCCAAUUCCAUUUUUUACACCAACAUGAAUGGGGACUCACGUAGUCGCGGCCCCGACCAGGAGGAGGUGACCUACCAGAACACGGACAUUAGCAUGAAUGAGCUGGAGAUCGUCGUUAUGCUCCUGGGAGAUGUCGAAGCGAGCAUCGACGGCAUGAAAGCGCGCGUCGAAAAGAUUGAGGUGCCACAGGGAUGA